AACACAUUCUAUGCGCGUUUGUCGUAUCAACAAUAAUGGCGUAGUAGUAGUGUUUAUUUUCCUUUACGUUUAUUUGAUUUGUUCUCGGGACGCUUCAUUAUAGUCGAAAUAAUUAUUUCUUACAUCAAUAAUCUCUGCUAAAAUUCUCUAAAGAGUUUUGAGAUUUUUUGUGGGUUCUCAUUGUGAAGAAUCUUUCCUUAUUCUUUGGCAUAUUUGUAGAAAAUGGAUACACUCGAUACGGAAAUUUGCGGUUUUCUGAGUGUGAAAUUGGUGGGAAGUAGAUUUAUCGCGCAGAAAGUAAGGAAGAAGACUUUGACGUUGUCGAAGGUUUGGAAACGAUUGUGGUGUUCUAUAAAAAAAUUAGAACCCGGCCUCGGCGUGCAAGUACAGUUUGACACUAAGCUCAUUUGUGGUGGCAGUGCUUCUGCAAAACAAGGUGAAAAAGGUAGUUGCAUCAUAAUACCGCCAAAUGCGGUGGUAUAUCGCAUUCGGUCUAAAACGAAGCAAUAUGCGUUUGCUGUAUCAUCAGCGAAAGACAGAAAUCCCUUGCUGUCAUUGUCCGCUAAUUCGGAAACUGAGACACAGCACUGGAUGGCAAAUAUUAGACAAUUGUUGAAACCUAGAAGACAUUGUUGCAUGGAGAAGUUUUAUAGCGUGUCCAUGGUUGAUAACGCGCAUUCCAAGGCAUCAGGUUUAACUGGUUUGUAUGGAGAUUUGAUUGCCAACGAUACAGGAAUUUUUAUCAAAGAUGUUUAUACCGGUGAAACGAUUGAAUCUUUCGAAUGGAGGGAAUUUAGUCAAUUUCACUUAAUGACAGCAGGCCGUCCAGAAGAUGUGAAACGUAUUUGUGUAAUGCAUACCACUAAAGAGUCUCGUUGUGGUAUUGGAGAACUCUAUAUAUUUUGUCUCGAGGCUAAUAAAUUAUUACAAGAUUUAGUGACACAGGGUCGUGGUCCAAAACAAAAAUCUUUGAAUUUUGACACAGAGGAUCUUGAACCAGUGAUGCACCAUUAUAAAAUUAAUAAUCAUCUUUCACAGCUAGAAAAUAAUACAUCACUUCAUAUUCUUGACACAGAGGCUAAUUGUUUAAGGGCAUCAACCUGCACUAAAAUCAUAGAGAGUAUAUAUGAAUCAGAACCCAAUCUGAUAUACAGCGAGAAAGUUGAUUCUUAUAAUCCCAAGAUAUCAAAUACUUCUAUUGCUUCUGGAAUUUAUGAAGAAAUUGUAGACAAUAUAUGUUCUUCUAAGCAACAAACAUCUAUUUCCAACAAAGAGGCAGAUAAAAUUCCAUACAAUCUGCAGAUUAAACCUCCAGCAUUACCACCACGACAGGGAGAAAAAUCAGACAGGAUCAAUGUAGGACAAUAUUCCUAUGCAAAAAUGUCCAGUCUUGAAGCAAGAUUAGAAAGUGCUGAAGAAAGUAUACAGAAAAUUACUUUCACAGACAAUAAUUAUGUUCCGAUGUCAUCUCAAUUAAGAGGUCCUAAUAUAUUUGAAUCUGAUGACACGGAACAUUCAAAAGAAAAUGAUUAUGUAAUUAUGCGAUAGUAUUUGUAAUGAUUAUUGAUUUGACUGAAGUUGAUACAAUCGGGUUAGAGUAAAAUAUAUAUGAAGUUAUUGUCUUCUGGCAAACAUCUACUUUAUAUUUUCGCAAAAUAGUGAUGAGUGUUAGUUUGGUUUGAAGAGUACCUAAUCGCUCACCUGCCAAAAUAUUGUUUGUAAUGUUACUAAAUAAACGAUAAUUUU
Messenger RNA from Formica exsecta, 1746 nucleotides. RefSeq lists its product as uncharacterized. The record is from RefSeq and is a predicted model, not a curated record. The coding region runs from base 223 to 1548 and encodes 441 amino acids. NCBI's taxonomy places the organism in Eukaryota, Metazoa, Arthropoda, Insecta, Hymenoptera, Formicidae. The transcript has 5 exons.